This is a messenger RNA of Sphaeramia orbicularis (orbiculate cardinalfish), 3538 nucleotides long. It is a transcript of the gene lpcat2, whose product is annotated as lysophosphatidylcholine acyltransferase 2. Gene Ontology annotation, cellular component: endoplasmic reticulum. The transcript is spliced from 14 exons. The record is from RefSeq and is a predicted model, not a curated record. Bases 174 to 1751 code for a protein of 525 amino acids. NCBI's taxonomy places the organism in Eukaryota, Metazoa, Chordata, Actinopteri, Kurtiformes, Apogonidae. Gene Ontology annotation, molecular function: calcium ion binding; lysophosphatidic acid acyltransferase activity; 1-acylglycerophosphocholine O-acyltransferase activity.
CUCUCAUUCCUGGAUGUGUGUGCACGCGCGCCUCUGCCUCGUACCGUAUGAUCGUCUGAUACACCGUGGGAUGUGACAGCAGGGCCUCGGUGGAGGAAGUGACAUGAUAACAUAACGGCCCGUGGGCUCCACCGUUCCCUGGUCCGUUUGUCCGUGUGCUCCGUGGAACCGCCAUGCCGCCGCAGCGUGUGUUCGCCCUGCCGCGGCAGCAGUCCCUGCUCCUGCCGGCGGUCAUCAACCCGUUUGUCCAAGACACAAAGCUGACCAAAGCAGCUAUCCUGAAAUGUGUCCUCCUGGGUAUCUUCCUGGUCCCUGUUCGUGCCAUCCUUGCAUCUCUGGUUCUCAUGGUGACAUGGCCAGUGGCAGUUAUAAUAACCUUCAAGUAUCCUCUGAAAGGAGCCGUGGAACCCAUGACAGGCUGGAGACGGUUUUUGUGCCAGAAUGUGAUGGCGGCCUUGGGGAGGGCCUACUACUUCUGCAUGGGCUUCAGAGUGGUGGUGAAGGGGAAGCAGGUCGGCAGCAGCGAGGCCCCCAUCCUGGCUGUGGCCCCUCACUCCACCUUUUUCGACGGGAUCGUUUGCAUCGUAGCGGGUCUGCCCUCCACCGUGUCCCGUGUGGAGAACCUGGCCACGCCCAUCUUUGGCAGAUUUGUGCGCUGUCUUCAACCAGUGUUGGUGUCCAGAAAGGAUCCAGACUCCAGGAAAAAUACAAUACAAGAGAUUGACAGCCGAGCCAAGUCUGGAGGCCACUGGCCACAGGUUCUUAUAUUUCCUGAGGGAACGUGCACGAAUCGCUCAUGUCUAAUCACUUUCAAACAAGGUGCCUUUAUACCAGGGGUCCCUGUUCAGCCUGUGCUUAUGAGAUAUCCCAACAAGCUGGAUACAGUUACUUGGACGUGGCAGGGUUUCAGCUCGAGGACUCUGCUGCUUCUUACACUGUCCCAGCUGUACACCACAGUAGAGAUAGAGUUCCUGCCACCACAUAUCCCCACAGAGGAGGAGAAAAAAAGCCCUGCCCUGUUUGCAAGUAGAGUACGAGACACUAUGGCCCAGGCUUUGGGAGUUCCAGUGACAGACCACACCUAUGAAGACUGUCGUCUCAUGAUCUCUGCUGGAGAGUUAACGCUGCCAAUGGAGGCUGGGCUGGUGGAGUUCACCAAAAUUAGCCGCAAACUCAAUCUGAAAUGGGACAACCUGAGGAAGGAGCUGGAGGGAUUCGCAGCCAUGGCCAACUCCUGCAAGGGAGGACGGAUUACCAUUGAGGAGUUUGCGAGGUUUCUGAAGCUACCAGUGAACCCAGCCCUUGAAGAGCUGUUUGCACUGUUUGACAGGAACGGCGACGGCACCAUAGACUUCAGAGAGUAUGUUAUCGGAGUGACCAUCUUGUGUCGGCCAGCAAAUACAGAAGACGUUCUUCGAAUGGCUUUUCAGUUGUUCGACGUAGAUGACGAUGAGAAAAUCACCCGAGAGGAAUUUACUGCUCUGCUGCGUUCUGCUUUGGGUGUGUCAGAUCUGAACAUGUCCAAGCUCUUCAAGGACAUUGAUGCUGACGGCUCUGGCUUCAUCACCUUCAGUGAAUUUCAAGCCUUUGCUACGACCCAUCCGGAGUACGCCAAGCUGUUUACCACGUAUCUGGAGCUACAGAGAUACCAAGCAAUUCAGGAAGCGACCCCAGGCGAUUUGGAAUUGACUGGACAAACCAUUUCAGAGGAAAACUUGGAAGACAGCACCUCUGACAAGAAAGAUGACUGAAAUUAAAGUCUGCGCCAUAGGACUGGACCCUGUACUGCACUGAGAAGGCACAUGCAAGAGAUGUCAUCUGCCCUCAUGAUUUUAAGCAAAUUUCAAUCCUUUACCACAGUGGAGUCAUAUGAUAAGCUCUGCUGUAUGCUUUAAUUUUUUUUUUUUUAUAGACAUGGUUUUUAGAGUGCUUCUGCUUUCAAUUUUAGUGCCUUAUAGAGAUUUGAAAUGGCAACUUCCGUAAGUUGCUGCGUAAGAAACAUCUUACUGCAGUUUUAGUUUGAGCAAAUGUGUAUUUUGGCCUCAUGUUAAUUAGAAAGAAAUGGAAAAAAAAAAAGACAUAGCAUAAAAAAAAUCUCAUUCAUUGAAUCAACCUUCAUUUUACUUCCGAUAUUAAUGACUGUGUUUGACUUGUUUUCCCGAUGCUCGUAAACUGCCUCGACAUAUUGACGUCACCCUGUAGAUGAAUGGAGCUCUGUGCACCUUCUCCUUUGUCUUUGUGUCUUCUGAAAAUAAGUGAGAAAAUUGCCAAAAUCAACACAUUUUUAAGUAUAAGCAAAAAGUCCUUGUGUUUUGUGUGUUGCAGUAUAAUUAGUGUACAGUAAGCUUUAUUAAGAUCUAUCCAGUUGGUAUCCUAGCAAUGCUGUGUGUUAAAGCUAUGUCUGCGAAGAGCAUACAUGCUGUGCAUUACACUUUUUUCCAGCGCUCAGGGACACAGACCUUGUAAGACGGCUGUAUAAUUAGCCAGAGGUUUGCUUUGCAUGUGUAUCUAUUUGCAUUUCUACUGAAGAUCGUUGUUGCUGAGACAGCAACACAUCUACACAGCUUUAAGUUUACUAAAGCAAAUCUACUACUGAAAAAUAGGGCAAUUUGUGAGCAAAAAGGCAGCGGUUCUUCAGAACAGCACAUUCCUGCAGGGUUUGCUUUCAGAUUACCUACUGGCACAGUUUAUUUAGGGGGGUGCAUUGCAAUUAUGUGAUUAUUUUAUCUUUUUUGUUAACACUGCAGAGUUUGCUUUUAAAAUAAAACAAGAAUACAAUUUUAUCUCCUGCUCGACUUGUGUAUGAAUAUUUCACCAGUGAAAGAACUUGAGUUUACAGACUUUUUUAGUAAUGAGACAUAAAUGCAACGAACAUGUUACUGCGUCCCCUCUUGUUCUCUAAACCACCACCAGGUGCCAGCAGUUACCUAUGACUAUUCUAUUGUGUGUUUGUGUGUAUUUCUGUUCACAUGCUUGUGAUACUAUUAACUUUUAGACUUCUGGUCCUUUAUUAAUUUCAGUCAAGGGAUAUAAGGUUAAAUAAAAUUAAGUUGUUUAUUGGUAGCACAAGUAUGCACAUCUACUUAAUCUAUACUGCAAAUUAUACAAUAAAACAUGGUGAUAGGUGGUUAUUUGACAUGUGCUUUUUGUUUUUUCAGUUGAUGUGGGGUAAGCACUCCAAACAGAAUGAUCUGAAAACAGUCAUUAAAUGUGCAGAGUCACAGUUAUAUCUGUUAUAUUGAAUCAUGUCUGUGAACAUGGGGCAGGAAGUGAAGCAUAAUUUGAAGGAUUGUUUUACACCUUCAUUCUGAGAAAAUAAAGCAAAUCUUUAAUUUUAAGCAAAGAAAAUAGUUCAAGAUUUAUAUUUUCUGCUUAAAGCACCUUGGUGGUGUCUUAAAGAAAAAAAUGUUGUGCUAUAAUUACUUGAGUUGUCAGUGUAACAGGUGUGUCCUUUAUGUUUGGCUUCUGUGUGACCCAGCCAACCAGUCUGACUUAUAUUACUUGUAAAUCCAAUUUAUCAAGAAUAAAUAAAUAAAUA